AAAAGGGAGAAAAACAAAAUCUCAAAAAGGAGAGAGCUUAAAAUUACAAAGAUCUCAAGCAAAAGCUUAGCAGUUGUGGAAGCAGAACCAGUUGAAUUGAUUAAAAAGCUCCGAUCAUAAAUGGCGAUAACUCUUAACAAUGGCUUCAAGAUGCCGCAAAUUGGGCUAGGAGUUUGGCGUAUGGAGAAGCAACAAGUCAGAGACCUCAUUAUCAACGCCAUUAAGAUUGGUUAUCGCCAUUUUGACUGCGCCGCUGAUUACAAAAAUGAAGCUGAAGUUGGGGAGGCACUAGCAGAAGCUUUUAAGAGUGGACUUGUCAAGAGGGAAGAACUUUUCAUUACCACAAAACUCUGGAAUUCAGACCAUGGACAUGUUCUUGGGGCUUGCAAGGACAGCUUGAAGAAGCUUCAACUAGAAUAUUUGGAUCUGUACCUGGUGCACUUCCCAGUUGCUGUAAAGCAUACAGGAGUGGGUAAUACUAGCAGUGAAUUGGCUGAAGAUGGGGUGUUGGACAUUGAUACAACCAUAUCUUUAGAAACCACUUGGCAUGCCAUGGAAGAUUUGGUUUCUGCUGGUUUAGUUCGCAGUAUUGGGAUCAGCAAUUACGACAUCUUUUUGACCAGAGACUGUUUAGCGUAUUCAAAAGUGAAGCCUGCUGUGAACCAAAUCGAAAUGCAUCCUUACUUUCAAAGAGAAUCUCUUGUUAAAUUUUGCCAAAAGCAUGGGGUUUGUGUCACAGCUCAUACUCCUUUAGGGGGUGCUGCUGCUAACAAUGAAUGGUUUGGUACAGUUUCUUGUCUGGAAGAUCCAGUUCUUCAAGCACUUGCCAAGAAAUAUGGGAAGAGUGCUGCUCAAAUUGCCCUCAGGUGGGGUAUUCAAAGGAACACCAUCGUGAUACCGAAGACGUCAAAACUCGAGAGAUUGGAAGAGAAUUUCCAAGUUUUUGAUUUUCAGCUUGCGAAAGAGGACAUGGAUCUGAUCAACGGAAUCGACAGGAAAUAUCGAACAAACCAACCUGCCAGGUUCUGGGGCAUAGAUUUAUAUGCUUAGAUAGUUAUGAACUCUCUAUAACUCCUCUUAUAAUUGCUUCUUAAAACUAAUACCUAGCAUCUGUUGCUGAAAUGGAUAAUAAUGCUUUAAGGCUAAACUCUUGAACUGUUUCUUCUGUCUUGUGUUCUGUUGUGUUCCCUAAAAAGCAGUAAAAACUUCCACUGUCAUGUUGGUUCCUUUAGGCCCGUUUGAUUACAUUCUCGAUUCUUUCAUGUUUUCCUUUGACAAUUACUUGUUAAAGAUGGAACAAAAGAAACAGUUUUUUUUUCUCCUUUUC
Molecule: messenger RNA, 1327 nt
Organism: Benincasa hispida (wax gourd)
Lineage: Eukaryota; Viridiplantae; Streptophyta; Magnoliopsida; Cucurbitales; Cucurbitaceae
Product: NADP-dependent D-sorbitol-6-phosphate dehydrogenase-like
Molecular function (GO): aldose-6-phosphate reductase (NADPH) activity
Source: RefSeq, a predicted model, not a curated record